Molecule: messenger RNA, 1374 nt
Organism: Capronia epimyces CBS 606.96
Lineage: Eukaryota; Fungi; Ascomycota; Eurotiomycetes; Chaetothyriales; Herpotrichiellaceae
Exons: 4
Coding region: 1-1374 (457 amino acids)
Source: RefSeq, a predicted model, not a curated record
AUGGCUGCCAACACCUCCGCCCCUGACACCCAUUACUUGGUCUUUUUGAUCAUUUCCGCCUUGAUUACCGCCGUUCACCUCGGCACCGAGAUCGUCAGCCUCUAUCGUACCGGUCCCCUCCGCGCCCGAGACUACCAGGCUGCCUGCUUGGUGUCUCAGCGCCUGGCCUUGCUGGUGGCCAGCAUUGUCCUCUUCACAACGACCCAAGAUGGCAGUUGGAUUGACUUUUGCGUCGUCGGCUCCAUCCUCCUGCUGUUGGUGGAAGAGUCAUUGACCCGGGCCAAGUACAACCCAAGAACUGACCGGCUGGUCCAUGUGUGUGCGGUGAUCAACACCUCGAUCCUCGGCGUCCGGCUUCUCACUGCCGCAGCCAGUCUUAAGAUUCACACGUUUGGCAUCUACCUCUUUGCCCACCUCUGCGCCGAGUACUUGUACACGCUGGUGCACCGACAGUUGUGCAAGGAUGUGGAGAACACGAUCGUUGAGCGAUCCGACCUCAUCCGUCAGGUUCUGUGUUCUGUCACCUUGGCUGCGGCAUUGACGUCGGCCGCGGUCUGGCGCAAAUGGUUCAGCGUCAUUCUGGUGCGGGAAAAAGAUGGUCGGGCUAAAGCGAGACCACAGAUUACCGCCAUGGUUUGCACCUUCUGCAGCCUCCCCUUCCACAUAUGGAUUGCCUUCUUCCGUCAGCUUGGGAAGGGGACCGAGUUCGUGUGUGAAAGGGCGGCCCGCGAGGAACGUGCCGCCAAUGCCACCCCGAGGCUGAGAAGCAGUCGGGAACGGACCAGUGUCAGUCACAGUCCCAGUGCCAGGCCCGGUGCCAGCCCAAGUUCGUCCCCCGGGGGGAGAGGUCGGGAGCAGAGUGUCCCGCACAACAGUCCGGCUCCGAUGCCUUUGGCUCCGCUUCGGCCUGCGCGACUCCAAACUUCGCCGUCCACUCAACCGCUCCGGGCAGCAACAUCGUUCGGAGACCUCGCGCCCCAGCCGUAUGAUCAGCAGUAUGAUCAGCAGUAUCCGUCGUAUGAUAUACAGUAUCUUCGGGAUCAUCUUCGUGAGCAUAAUCAUAUGCAUCCGCACGAUCCCAACAAUCUCCUGAGGAGGAUCAUGCCGGAGGAGCCUGAGGGAACUAUUACCUGGAUAUUCGACACACCACCCGACCCUACCAGGGGGUAUCCACCGGGACCGUUCAAAGGCAGUUUGUAUCCACGGGAUCCCAGUGACGAGGGGACCCCGGAACCGGGCCAUAGCCCGACUCUACCGCCGCAGCCCGUGGUGGUGGGCAUGCACCCUGCCGACAUGCAGCUUCAGCCCACGGUGUACCUCAACGACGUCAACUAUCCCGAGCGACAAGCUGAUGGCCACAGCCGAUGGGUGUGA